Lolium perenne is the source of this 5732-nucleotide messenger RNA. RefSeq lists its product as uncharacterized. NCBI's taxonomy places the organism in Eukaryota, Viridiplantae, Streptophyta, Magnoliopsida, Poales, Poaceae. The record is from RefSeq and is a predicted model, not a curated record.
AAACCCCGACAAAAUAAAAAAAAAGAUUCUCUCCCCUCCCAUCUCUCCCUGCUGCUUCUCGUUAAUUCCGCUCCGAUAAAUCUCGACUCGCUCUCGAGUUUCCUCCGUGGAUUUGAUCUGCGGCGGCCGCCGCCUGAAGAAGACCGGCGGGAAAGCAGAGGAGCUGACAGCGGAGCUUCGGUCGGCCUUAAUCCCGAGCGACGAGUACGAAGCUAGCUGCCCGAGAUGGAAGCCGAACAGGCUGCGGAAGUAAGCUCUGGGGAGACAGCGAAUCUUAAGACGCCUGAUACGACUCUGGUACAUGAUGAUGACAAAGAAAAUCUAGUAAAUGGAGAUUCAAAUCCACAUGUGAAGGAAACACACGGUGACGACGAUGAUGGAACAGGAUCCGAUGGUUAUGAGCUGGUAGAUGUGAAGGAAAACUUUGGUUCAGCAAAAGCGGUGGAGGAAGAAACGGCAAAUAGAAGUAUGAAAGAUGAUGAAAGAACUAUAGAAGCUGCCAUGUCGAAUGAAGAAACGAAACGAUUGGAUGAACUAUCAAGGCGUAUUGAAGAGCUUGAAUCUGAGAAGGACAAAUUGGUGAAGGAUAUGACAGAAGCAGAAAAUAAGCAGACACUGCAAUACAGUUCUCUACAAGAAGCACAAAAAUCUCUCACUGAGAAGGAUAAAGAGCUGGCUGAGGCAACACAAUCACUGAGCGAGAUGGGGUCUGAGCUUGAAUUCUCGAAAAAGAGGAUUCAAGAAAUUGAGGUUGAGUUAGGUUUAUCAGCUGAUAAGCUCCACAAACUUGAAGAGCUGAAGGAUGAAAGAAGCUUGCAUGCUGCACAGGAGGCGAAGAGGGCUGCUGAACUUGAUAAGAUGCUUGAAAAGACUCAGUUGAACAUGAAAGAGAUGGAAGACCAGAUUAGCAAUUUACAGGAAGAGUUAAAGGGACAUCAAGAUAAGGCUAUCGACCAUCAGCAAGUAGAAGAAUCACUGAACGCCACAGUCUCACAAUUCAAGAUGGUACAAGAGGCACUUGAACUCGCCAAAUCACAAGUGACUGAUUUGGAGCAGAAGCUUGCUUCUCAGGAUGCUAGCAUCAGUAAGCUCACUGAAGAGUUGAGUCUCCACUGCUCAUCUGAAGAAUCUCUGAAGGAGAAGAGUCUUAAACUAGAGACUGAACUUGCUGCCGUGAAUGAAGAGUUGCAAGUGAAGCUUCUGAGUUUGCAAGAAAUGGAGAUGAAACUGGAAGAGCAGGUGAAGGAAAAAGAGACAAGUGAAGCUACAUUCGAGAAGCAGCAGGUACAGAUUCUCAACCUGCAGUCUGGUCUCGAUGAACUAAAGGAUGAAAAUGAAACUCUCAAAGGGACUCUAGUUGACACUGAAUCAAAACUAACAGAAAGAGAGUCCAUGUUGCGUCAGGCUGAAGAGGAGCAUGCUAAAGCACAAUUGCUCCUGUCAGAAGCAUUGUCGCAUAAAGAAGAAUUGGAGGUAAAUCUGAAAUCUAUCAGCGAGCAGCAUGGUGAGUACAAAGCUGUUUCUGAAGAUGCAAACGAGAAGAUUCUCGAGCUUCAAGCACAAAUUCAGUCCCUGCAUGCAGCUGAAGAGGCUUCGAAAUCGCAUCUGGAAGAGGCUAGCACAAAUGUGGAAGAUGCUAAGAAGAAAUGUUCUGAUCUUGAGCAACAGCUCAGCGAAUCUGAGAGUAAAUUCGUCACUUCAAGUGAACAAAUAAAGUUGCUGGAAGAGCACGUCCAACAACAAGCAGCUUCUUCAGCAGAAAAAGAAAAGCAGCUUGAAGAAGCAGUGAACAGUGUAGAAACAUACAAAGAGAAGAUAAAUGAGCUGCAAUCUUCUCUGGAUUCCUCAGCAUCUAAAACUCAGCUACUUGAACAAGAAGUCAAGGAUCUGACUGACAGAUACUCACAGCAUCAAGAACAAUCUCAUUCGGUUCGUGAAAGAAGUCUUGAACUGGAGAGCUUGCUUCACACAUCAAAGUCUGAUGCUGAUGGUGCACACUCCCGGAGACAGGAGCUGGAACAGGAGCUUGAAACCACACAAGCAAAGUUCAAUGAGGUUGAAUCAGAACUAGAACAGUAUAGAAGCAAGGUUUCUCACCUUUCCGAUGAUCUGGAAGCUUACCAAACAAAAGCAGCCAGUCUUGAGGCUGUGAUGGAAGCUGCAAGUGAAAAGGAGAAGGAGCUUAUGGACUCACUGAUUCAAAUCACCGAAGAAAAGAAGAAACUUGAGGAACUAACAGCAGAGUAUGAAGAAAAACUUCAAGAGCACUUGAAGGAAAAGGAAGGUUUUGAAGAGAGGGUUCAGACUCAAGAAUCGAAGGUGCUUGACUUAGAAGAACUGUUGGCGAAACUUAGAGAAGAAAAAGAAAGUGGCGAGAACGCCAUUGCUGAUCUUAACCUGCAACUCUCCAAUAAGAACGACAUGUACCUGGAAUUGGAGUCCCAGUUAAGCCAGGCUGGGGACGAUCAUAGCAAAACAAGAUCACUUCUCUCUGAUGCACACUCACACAAAGAGGAACUAGAGUUAAGUUUGAAAUCUCUUAAUGAUCUGCACACGGAAUCCAAAACAGCUGCGGAGUCUGCAAUGCAGAGGACUGCAGAGCUUGAAACUCAAGUUCAGGAAUUAAGUGCUGCUGAAGAGAGUCUGAAGCUACAGCUUGCUGAGUUUGAGUCAAAGCUAGCAUCUGCUGAGAAGAAGAGCGCAGAUCUUGAGCAAGAGCUUAAAGAUGCGGCAGAUGAACGCAAUGAUUUCCGUGUGAAGGUUGAUGAACUUUCUGGGGAAGUUGAAGCAUACAAGGAGAAAUCAGCAAGUCUUGAGGCUUUAUUAGCAGAAGCCAACCAGAAGGAGGAUGAGUUGUCUGCGAAGUUGGCUCAAGCUAAUGAAGAGAAGGAGCAAUAUGAAGAACUGUCAAAGAAGGCCACCACAGCGCAUUUGGAAGCGGAGAAGCAAGUCCAGACUUUACAGGGUGACCUAGAAUCUGCCAGGAGUAAAAUGGAAGAGGUGGAGAAUGAUCUUCAGGCCCUGGGUGUUAGAGAAAGCUCAGUACUUGAGAAGCUUAAAUCUGCAGAGGAGCAGCUUGAGCACAGUGGGAGAGCACUGGAACAUACUACUUCCAAGAAGAUUGAUCUGGAAUCUCUGUACCAGUCUUUACUUGAAGAUACAGAGACGAAGCUCCAACAAGCAGGGGACAACCUGACACAAAAGGAGACCCAAUGUCAGCAACUGUCCGAAAAGUUGAAGUUGGCCGAGGAACAAGUUGCUUCUUAUGAAGCAAAAGCUACUGCGUCCACUGAAGAGGUGGAAUCCAUGAAGGUGGAGCUUGAAGCCUUUGAAAAUGAGAUCGCUACUCAUGAGACCACCAUUGAGGAACUCAAGACCAAGGUUUCCAAUGCUGAGUCAAAGGCUGAAGAGGCGUUGGCUGAGAAUGCGGCAAUGAGUGGUGGAAAUCAGGCCCUGAAAGAGGAACUUGAUGCUAAUCUAGCCAUGCUUCAGGAAUUGCAAGAGCAGUUUAACUCUACUCAUGCUGAAAAGGAAGAUGUUGCUACGAAGCUAGCUGAGCAUGGAAGAACGAUAGAACAAUUGACUGAGGUGCACAGUAGAGGCUUAGAGCUUCAGUCUGCAGCUGAAUCAAGGAAUGCAGAAGUUGAAGCUCAAAUGCGUGAAGCUCAUGAGACAAUAGAACGGAAAGAUUCAGAAAUGAAAGACUUGAAUGAGAGGCUGACUGCACUUCAGUCUGAGACUGAAAGUUUGAUGCAUGUGAAUGAAGCCUUGAAACAGGAAAUCAGUGCUAAGUUGGUCUUGGUUGACGAGCUGCAGGAGAAAUUUGCGUCCCUGAGUUCCGAUAAAGAAGCAGCUGCAGAGAAGCUGGCUGUUCACGAGGAAACAAUAAAACAUUUGACUGAGGCGCACACAAGAAGCUUGGAACUCCACUCUGCAGCUGAAUCAAAGAAUGGGGAUACUGAAGUUAAGCUGCAUGAAGCCCUCGAGACAAUAGCACAGAGAGAAGCUGAAGUUAAAGACUUGAGCAAGAAGCUGGAUGCUCUUGAAAUCGAGUUGGGAUAUUAUGAAGAGCAGGCAACUGAAGCUGCUGCCAAUGAAGAAAAUCAUAAGGUUAAAUUUGAUGAAGCUGUACACAAACUAAAGAACUUAGAAGCACAACUUGCAGAAACACAAAACAAGGUUGAACUUUUCCAUGCAGAGAAGGAAAACUUGAUUAGUGCAAAUAGUAGUUUGAACGAGGAGUUGGAAGUACAUCAGAGCAAGCUGAAUGAAUUGCAGCUGGCACUUACUGCUGCACUAGCAGAAAAGCAGGGGUCAUUGGAAGAGACUCACUCAUUGCGUAAAACACUCGAUGGCAUGAUUCAACGCAAAGAGGAACUAGAAAGCCAGGUCUCUUCUACUCUGGAAGAGCAUGAAGAACUGAAGGGCAAGUACCAAAGUACACUGGAAGAGAAGCAGAUUUUGAAUGAAAAAUAUGAAACUGCAAAGAAGGAGCUUGACGAAGCAAUAAUCAAGUUGGACGAGCAAAUCAAUUUGGAAAAGUCUGAAAAAGAAUUUCAUAUUUCAAAACUCGAGAGACAAAUUACAAUGUCUGAGCUAAAAUACAUGGAGGAGAUCCAGACCAUGCAAGUUGAAACAACUGAAAAGAAUGAAGCACUUACAACCAAGAUGCAAGAGCAUGCAAACUUAGUCCAACAAAAAGAUGAGUUGGAGCAACAAUUGCUGGAAGUUAGGAAGGAACUGGAUGCUGCUUACCAUACCAUAGCAAAUCAGGAAGAGCAAGCUUCAGUGAGGGAGAUAAAGUGGGAUGCUUUUAAGACGUAUUCAGCGGAUCAAUUAGAAGCCCAGAAGAAACAUGCUGCAGAGCUUGAAGUACAGAUAUCAGCUCUUAAGCAAGAGCUGCAAGAAUCUGAGAUCGCUUCCAAGCACAAGGUUGCAGAGCUCAACAAGCUGAGUCAAAAUCUGAGCAAGAGUGCUGAAAUGGAGAAGAAGGUUCAGGACCUUGAGCAGAAGUUGCAGCUAGCUUAUUCCAAAUCCGAGGAACAGGCAAAGGAUGCAGUGGUAUCAUCGAGAUCCCGAGAAUUCAGCCUCGACUCGGCAACAGUGCAAAACAAACAACAUGACAGGUCUCAGGCUCCUGCCACGGUCUCCCCAGCCCCUGCGCUCCAAGAAAUGCGAGAACCUUCUGGUAUCAUGGCCUUCAAGUUCAUCAUUGGCGUCGCCCUGCUGUCCGUGAUCAUCGGUGUUUUCCUUGGAAAGAAAUACUAGUGCUGCUUUUGUGAAAUCGCUGCUGGUGUCAUAUGGGAAAUCCCACUGUUAAAAGUAAAAACUGCUUCUCAUCACCUAAACUACUCUAGCUGAACAAGAAAUAGUUUGGUUUGGUGGACUGCUCUUGAGCAGAUCGAUGACUCUUAGGGAGAAGUCGGAAAUCUGAAAAGACUUUUUUUUUUGUUUCUCCUCUUGGUGAGUUCUCCCUCUUUUAAGUUUCUUUUUGGGUAAGAAGGGGUAGGAGUCAGAUUUUUGUUCAUUCCUACCCUUUGCGUGCAGAAGGCCAUAUGCACGCUAUUGGGUUUUGCUGUCAGUGCGCUUGUAUCUACAUAUCUCUCUGUAAAAAAGAAAUGGGUGAGAAAUCUCAGUUUGUUCAUAGGCUGUUAUGAAGAGUGUAAUCUGUAUUAUGCUGUACAAUCACUCCAGUGUUUUUGAUCUAUAUGUGGAUUGCUGGUUGGCAAGAA